CUCGCAAUUACUUACAUCCUCUGAUGUUUUCUCACAGUCAGUUGUCGGCAUUGCAACCGUUCUGUUGGACCGGUCCUCGGCUGAUUUAUUCUUAGUUACUGCUGCUACUGCCGCUAUCGCUGCUACAACUGCUAGUCAUCUCGCACCUCCAUCAGGUGGUUCGCUACAUCUAUGCACACCUGCAACUAACCCAGAGGUUACAUGCAACCGCUAGCACCUACCAAAUCUACACCGACACGAACAAUAAACCGCAGCAAACGAUAAUCUUCACUGUACAACACCACCCUCGCAAAUUGGCUGUCAAUCAGGAUCAAUCCACCUCCAGCCGAGCUUUUUGUUCACGAUUCGACAGGCGAAAGCAGCUACCCACCCGUGUGCAACACAAGCGGCAACUUAGAGUUACUGUUACUCGAGCGAAAGCAAGACCAAAUAUUGGAUGCGGUCACCCUUGUAUUGGUCUUGAUUUCUUUUGUGAGCCAAGAGCCUAUCGCAGGUCUUUCUUUGCUUCGUCUUUAUUUUUAUUUUAUUUUUAUUUCUUUUUAUUACCUCCCAAUUGGUUGGAGGGGGAGGAAUCUGGAGGAGAACUUGUUUCUUCUUGUCACGCAUAAUAUAAGCAACUUGGAAAAAACAUGCCUGUCCCAUUGUCCAUCGCGGCACCAGCAGCCGUUGCUGGUCUCGCCUACUUGAACGCCAAGGCACAGCUAUGGUAUGAUGGGAAGCUAGCUAGGUCUGUUCUGCCGUCCAUCAUGCGGAUGACGAUGGCCGAGUACACUGGCCGGACGAGCUUGUUUUAUAUGCUCGAGGAGCGUGCCCAAGACAAGAGCUCGGCCGGCCGUGUUUUCAUCCGCUUCGGUGACCAUGCCUAUACGUAUGCCGAUGUCUAUACCAUCGCGCUGCGUUAUGGCAAUUGGAUCCAGAGGACAUAUGGCGUUAAACCCCACGAUGUGGUCGCCAUGGACUUUAUGAAUUCGGACAACUUUGUUUUCAUGCUCUUUGGCCUCUGGUCUAUCGGCGCCAAGCCUGCCUUCAUCAACUACAAUUUGCGAGAACGGGCUCUUUCUCAUUGUGUCGCCGCCGCCAAGAGUAGGCUAUGCUUUAUCGACCCGGCCGUGGCCGAUGCUUUGACGGAUUAUUUGCGUGAUAGCCUGCCGGAAACCAAAUUUGUCCUUUUUACGCCUGAGGUUGUGGCUGAAAUCAUGGCCACGGAGCCGAUCCGGCCGCCAGAUGAAGUGCGCUACGAGACGCAGCAACAUGCCAUGGCCAUCCUGAUCUAUACAUCUGGCACAACGGGGCUGCCAAAGGCCGCUGUGGUAUCGUGGGCAAAGGUCAUAGUCGCAGGCGGGUUCACUAGCCGAUUGCUGAACCUGCAGACGACGGACGUGUACUACACGUGCAUGCCACUAUACCACUCCACAGCAACGCUGAUGGGUUUAGGUGCGGUUCUGACGGCUGGCGCGACGCUUGCACUGGGUGUCAAGUUUUCAACCAAAAACUUCUGGAAUGAUGUGCGCCACUAUGACGCAACCAUGAUACAAUAUGUGGGCGAGACGUGUCGCUACCUGCUCUCGGCUCCCGCCCUAAAGGACCCCGAGACUGGCGAAAACUUGGACAAGAAGCAUCGUGUGCACACAGCCCAUGGGAAUGGGCUGCGACCGGACGUAUGGAAUAAGUUCAAGGACCGGUUCGGUGUAGGAACCAUUGUUGAGUUUUACGGCGCCACCGAGGGCAGCUUCGCAACAUACAAUGUGUCGACCAAUGACUUUUCAGCGGGGGCCAUCGGGCGCAAUGGUUGGCUGUAUAGCUUGAUUCUGAGCUACUCGAUUGCCUUUGUCGAGGUAGACUACAACACGGAUCUGCCGAGGCGGGACCCCAAGACGGGUUUCUGCAAGCGGAGUAAGAGUGGCGAGCCAGGCGAGUUCAUCUUCAAGCUGCCAUCUGAUGAUCACAGUAGCCGGUUCCAGGGGUACUAUGGAAACAAGGAGGCGACGGAGGCAAAGAUCAUGCGCAACGUUUUCAGCAAAGGCGACGCAUGGCUGCGGACGGGUGAUGUAAUCAGGGCGGACAACGAAGGGCGGCUCUUCUUCCACGACCGUAUCGGAGACACGUUCCGAUGGAAGGGAGAGAACGUCAGCACACAGGAGGUCAGCUUGGUGCUCGGACGACACGACUCUGUCAAGGAGGCCAACGUUUACGGAGUGGCGGUGCCGAACCACGACGGGCGGGCAGGUUGUGCUGCGCUCACGCUGUCCGACGCUCUGGCGACUGGAGAGAAGCUGGGCGAGGAACUGUUAAGGGGCUUGGCUGUUCACUCGUCAACAUCGCUCCCAAAAUUCGCGGUGCCGCAGUUUCUAAGGGUUGUCCGCGGCGAGAUGCAGUCAACGGGCACCAACAAGCAACAGAAGCACGACCUGAGGGUGCAGGGUGUAGAGCCUGGCAAGGUAGGCCCAGACGAGGUGUACUGGUUGCGAGGAGGGACAUAUGUACCAUUUGGAACAGAGGACUGGGAUGGGUUGAAGAAGGGUAUUGUGAAGUUGUGAUUUGAGUCUAUGGUGAGAGAGAUGGGGUUGGCGUACAUACCUUAUAGAAGGAGGGGCCUUUUGUGCUUGUUUGUUGGUUGUUGUUUAAGCCUGCCUGUACUUGGUUGAGUUGUUUCGGUGUAUUUGUUUGUCUUUUGCUGCGGGAAGUGGCUGGUUAAUUUGCGGCUUGAGGCUAUUUACUUCGAUGUCUAUAUUUCAGAAUCUACUCCCUCCCAUCUACAUUUCAUUGCAAUAGACCCCAGUUGCUAC
Messenger RNA from Pyricularia grisea, 2786 nucleotides. RefSeq lists its product as uncharacterized. Lineage: Eukaryota; Fungi; Ascomycota; Sordariomycetes; Magnaporthales; Pyriculariaceae. Bases 630 to 2537 code for a protein of 635 amino acids. The transcript has 3 exons. The record is from RefSeq and is a predicted model, not a curated record. Gene Ontology annotation, molecular function: long-chain fatty acid-CoA ligase activity; long-chain fatty acid transmembrane transporter activity.